Molecule: messenger RNA, 669 nt
Organism: Oppia nitens
Lineage: Eukaryota; Metazoa; Arthropoda; Arachnida; Sarcoptiformes; Oppiidae
Product: putative ferric-chelate reductase 1 homolog
Exons: 6
Coding region: 1-669 (222 amino acids)
Molecular function (GO): oxidoreductase activity, acting on metal ions
Source: RefSeq, a predicted model, not a curated record
AUGUUAUUGUCAGCGGAAGCACUUCCAAGACAUAUAAGCAUAAGAAAUAGCAUUUCUGACAAUAGCUUCACUGAUGUUGUAUUACAACAUAGGAGUCAAGCGAUUAGGGAUUACUUGGAAAGGAUGGAUAAGGAGAGUGCUAUUGCUGGCAGACCCCGAUUUGUGAUAUUAAUAAUUAUAUGUCAAUUAUGUCAAACAUUUCCAUCGGGAGCUCCGGUAGAUGUUUGUGAUUCACUAACCCCUCGACAUGUGGGCACUCGGGCUUUAAACUCAAACGAAUCGCCUUAUUAUUUGGUACAGUCGUCCAACAAUUAUGGGGACAACAAUAUUGACGGUCGAGUUAAAGGCAUUAAAGUUGAAUUGGGCGGUGAACUGUUCAAAGGGUUCAUCAUUAAAGCCAUCGAUCCCUUAACGGGUAAACCCAUCGGUAAUUGGGUUAGAUUUAAAGGAACUGAUAUAUUACCCUGUUCUGCCAUUACACAUACCAAUCCUAAAUCCAAACGACAGGCAUCUCUAAUAUGGGUGCCAUACCCGGGAACCAGAGGUUAUGUUCAAUUUGAGGCAACAAUUGUGCGAUCUUUCGAUGAAUACUAUACGGGAUUGGUAUCAGUAUUACCUCAUCAGCAAACUAUACGUGAAAAAAAUACACAACAACUGUCUAAAAGUUAA